Molecule: messenger RNA, 1507 nt
Organism: Lacerta agilis (Sand lizard)
Lineage: Eukaryota; Metazoa; Chordata; Lepidosauria; Squamata; Lacertidae
Gene: CHKB
Product: choline kinase beta
Exons: 11
Coding region: 50-1192 (380 amino acids)
Biological process (GO): phosphatidylethanolamine biosynthetic process; CDP-choline pathway
Cellular component (GO): cytoplasm
Molecular function (GO): ethanolamine kinase activity; choline kinase activity
Source: RefSeq, a predicted model, not a curated record
GGCGUUCUGAUUGGCGGGCUCCGGCCAGCGCAGCCGAACGGGCCGCGGGAUGGAGUCGCCUGAGGGAAACGGGUCCGGAGGGGACUUCGCCGUGCCCAGCUCGCCACGGGGCUCCCCGGCCGUGCCCGGGCCCACGCGCCUCCGGGCCUUCCUCUGGUGCCGGGAGUUCCUGGCCGGCGCUUGGCGCUGCCUGGCGGCGCCCGAAGACCUCGGCAUCGUCCCCGUCAGCGGGGGGCUGAGCAACCUCCUCUACAAGUGCACCCUCCCGGAUCACAUUGUGACUGCGGAAGAUGAGCCACGCCAAGUUCUGCUGCGCAUCUACGGAGUCAUCCUCCAGGGGGUCGACUCGCUGGUUCUCGAGAGCGUCAUGUUUGCCAUCCUGGCCGAGCGCAUGCUGGGACCGCGACUCUACGGCAUCUUCCCCCAGGGGCGCCUGGAGGAAUAUAUCCCGAGCCGCCGCCUGAUCACGGAGGACUUGCCCGACCCCAGCAUCUCGGGGGAGAUCGCCACGAAGAUGGCUCGCUUCCACGAGAUGGUGAUGCCCUUCAAUAAGGAGCCCAAGUGGAUGUUCGGGACGAUGGACAAGUACUUGAAGCAGAUCUCCGAGCUGACCUUCCCCCAGGAAGCCCAGCUGCAGAAGCUCAAUAAGCUCAAGGCGUACAACUUGGAAGCAGAAAUGUGCAGCCUCAGGGAGCUGCUGGAGUCCACCCAGUCCCCUGUGGUCUUCUGCCACAACGACGUGCAAGAAGGGAACAUCCUGCUCCUGGCUGGGCGCGAGGCCGCCGCCUCCGACCGCCUCAUGCUGAUCGACUUUGAGUACAGCAGCUACAACUACCGGGGCUUCGACAUCGCCAAUCACUUCUGCGAAUGGGUGUACAACUACGCCUACGACCAGUGGCCUUUCUACAAAGCCAGCCCAGAAAACUACCCCAGCCGCCACCAACAGCUGCAUUUUAUCCGCUGCUACCUGGAGGAGGCGGCUGGGAAGAAAGGCCGCCCGUCACCGGAAGAGCAGGAGCGCCUCGAGGAGGAGAUGCUUCUGGAGAUCAGCCGAUUUGCAAUGGCCUCCCACUUCUUCUGGGGCUUGUGGUCCAUCUUGCAGGCCAAGAUCUCCACCAUCGAGUUUGGCUACCUGGAAUAUGCCCAGUGCCGCUUCGAAGCCUACUUCCAGCAGAAAUCUCUGUGCGAGUGACCCUCGCCCGUCCUGCCUCCGCGCCCAGGCUUUGGCCUGGCUGGCGCCGUCGCGGGACCCAGGCUCGGAACUCCUGGACCUCAAGAGGCACCGUUGCCAUUGGACCAAAGCUCUCUCCCCGGACGCAGAAGGAGGGUUGGCUGGCCAGCGCUCGUUCCGCAGCAGCAAAAACUCUUUGGCUUCUGGCUGGGGUGGUCCACAGCCGGGCAAGGGGGCCACGGAGCCCCCGUGGGGUGGCAGCACACCCGGAGGAUGCCAGGCAGCUAAAUGCUACAGGCAUGGCUUCCGGCAGGCGAGGCAGGAGUUCCCUCCAUG